Messenger RNA from Porites lobata, 1614 nucleotides. The record is from the annotation of a GenBank genome assembly. NCBI's taxonomy places the organism in Eukaryota, Metazoa, Cnidaria, Anthozoa, Scleractinia, Poritidae.
AUGGGUAUUCGUAGAUUCAUGAGAAGUUUGAACUGUUUUGGCAACAGCAAAAGGAGAGAAAAGUCGUCGUAAGUAUUCUUUAUGAUUCUUUUAAAGCUUUUUGAAUUGAAAGAAGCUUUAUCAACUUUUUGACGCAAUUUUAAUUUUAAUCGGCGUUGUUUUUGUGUUGAAACAGGAAACAGAUGAAGAAAGAACUCAGCCGCAUGCAUGCAACUAUCAUUGUAAUGGAGGAGAAGAUUGAAAGUACAAAGUAAGGGUUUAAAUUUGCGAAUACAUUUUUUUUUAUCGCGGAAUAAUGUUUAUAUCACAUUCGGUUUUCGGUUCAACUUUCUGUCUAUUAGACAGAAACUAUUACGCCGACUUCGGGGCUUGGGGUGUCAAAAUAUAGUAAUUUGUAUGUCCACCGAAGACUAUACGUGGACUGAAAAACAAGAACAAAAAUGUAUUUUUUUUCUAUUUUUACCGCGGCAAGAUUAGCUCAGUCGGUAGAGCGCUUGACUGCAGAGCGGGAGGUCGCAGGUUCUAUUCCCGCGGCCGGACUAAUACUCAGGCUCUUAAAAUAACUGAGAAAGGAAGGUACUGCCUUUGCACUGCAAGCGGCUGGACCUUCGUGUGGCUCGGAUGACCACGUAAAAUGGCGGUCCUGUCUCCAGUUGGAGACGUCAAAAAAGUCCCCCCAAUUAGUACUUUCGUGCUAAAUACAUUGACACUCAAAUAAAGUGCUUUUUUUUUUUUCAGGCAGAUCAUUGAGGGAUGCCGUAAGAAACAGCAAUUAGCAGAAGAGCGAGAAAAGGCGAUGAGAGACAAAAGAGGUCGACUGAUGGAACGAGUACAAUGUGUUGAGAAUGAACUAAAUCUAGCAUUGAAGCAUCGCCAAGUUACACUAGCCGAGAUCAUGUAAGUUGAAAUUUUACUCGACCUCAACUAUUUACAGUACAGGUUUCUAUAACAACAUUAGGUAGAGAAUCCAUUCACUACUUUUAAGAAAACAAGAAGAUAACUUAGUCAAGUUAACUUUCGCAAAGACUUCCGGGACUGUUACUAGCCCCCCACCCCCCAGGUAGAUUUAGGUUGCACUUACACCUGAAACCAAGAUGGGCGCCCGUUAAGCUCCCGUUAAAGCGCUCGAUCUCAACGAUCUGACGUAAAAAUAUGGGACCGUAAACAAUCUAAAAAUUGUUUUAUUAAUCCGAACAAAACUUGGCUGCUCCUCGUAUUUUAACUGUACUGGAAAACCAAUUUUGCUAUUUUCUGAAACUGUUCGGAGCUUUUAAGUUCUAAACCAUUGAUAUAUCACUUUUUGUUUACAGAAAGACAGGGCUAAGGAAAAUGGCACUGGAAAAAGAUCUCCAAGCCAUGGAGAAGAAAGCAACCUUCUUUUGGGUGGAACUACAUUACAGUGAUCCAAAUCCAAGAAAAACCAUGGAAUUGUGGCGAGAAAACCUUCGUCAGUUACGAUCACAGAACGAUGUGCACAAAGCUGUACUACAACCACCCUUGUGUCCAGUCAAUGAAGAGGUUAUUUUUUGGGAAUAUCAGCAGGAGUUUAGUUGCGAUGAUGUGAGAGAUACAGUGUACCAAGACAAUGGGCCAAUAAUCGCCACAUACGUUUGA